AUGGAGUCACGGUCACGGAGAGAGGCAGAGAGUAGAGCUUCUUCUUCUCCGACUCCUGAGAAAAUCCGCCGUCCUCCACCUGAGAGCAGAGCUGCUUCUUCUUCUUCUUCUCCUCCUCCACCGAGCCCACCACCGCGCCAUCCUCUUCAUACUCGUCAUUGCAACGUCUUUGUCGGUCGCUGUCGCUGUGAGCUCGUCGCCAUAGCACGUAGUUGUCGCAACUUCUUGCGCCGUUCUAAGGAAUUUCACGUGCCCUUCCUUUUCUAUGCACGUGAGUUCCCAUCGUCGUGGCGGUGGUGGUUGUGUUAUGGUGCUGGUGAGGAUGAGAGAAAAGGCGGUGGUGCAUGUUGUUGCGGGUUCAGUGAUUCGGGGCAUGUGCAGUAUUGUGGGGACGACAAGAAGGAGCAGGGAACCACUAUGUUGAGUGCCAAGAAAAAGCUCAAGAUGAUGAAAAAACGUAUCCUUUUCGAUGAUCUUUAAGGAAAUCU
Molecule: messenger RNA, 488 nt
Organism: Arachis ipaensis
Lineage: Eukaryota; Viridiplantae; Streptophyta; Magnoliopsida; Fabales; Fabaceae
Source: RefSeq, a predicted model, not a curated record